This is a messenger RNA of Mobula hypostoma (lesser devil ray), 981 nucleotides long. RefSeq names its product gonadotropin-releasing hormone receptor-like. Gene Ontology annotation, biological process: cellular response to hormone stimulus; G protein-coupled receptor signaling pathway. The record is from RefSeq and is a predicted model, not a curated record. The transcript is spliced from 3 exons. Gene Ontology annotation, molecular function: protein-hormone receptor activity; G protein-coupled receptor activity; peptide binding. Lineage: Eukaryota; Metazoa; Chordata; Chondrichthyes; Myliobatiformes; Myliobatidae. Bases 1 to 981 code for a protein of 326 amino acids. Gene Ontology annotation, cellular component: plasma membrane.
AUGGAUUUAAGAUUGAAGUUGAAUGAUACAUUGGACGACAUAGAUUUGAGAAAGAAAUCCUUCAACCUCAACGAGAGCCUGUUUGCCUCUGCAUCCAAUUGUUCCAUGUCUCUGCCAACUCUCAACACCUUCGGUAUCAUCAGAGUGGUCAUCACUUUCAUCCUUUUCAUCUUUUCUGUUGGUAUGAAUAUAAUAUUUCUGGUGAAACAGAACAAGAAGAAAGCAUCACGACUCAAAACACUGCUGAACAGCCUUACAGCAGCCAACCUGGUGGAGACUGUGAUUAUCAUGCCAAUGGAUGGCACCUGGAUAAUCACGGUACAGUGGCACGGUGGAGAGUUCCUCUGCAAGGCCCAAAACUUCCUCAAGCUCUUCUCCAUGUAUUGUCCUGCUUUUAUGGUGGUAGUGAUCAGCUUGGAUCGUUACUUGGUGAUUACAAAACCCUUGAAAAGCAUAACUUCUGGGGUCCACACCGGAAAGUAUAUGAUUGCUGCAGUUUGGCUCUUUAGUCUGAUCUUGGCUUUGCCUCAGCUAUGGCUCUUCAGAAUGACGCACUACACAGAACCAUGCUUCUUCUCACAGUGUGCAACUCUAGGAGGCUUUCAGGGUCAAUGGGACAAAGCCUUCUACAACUUCUUCACCUUUGGAUUCCUCUUUGUUAUUCCACUAAUUAUCAUGCUGAUCUGCAACUUCAAAAUAAUCAUCAAGAUGACAAAUAAUCUGCGUCCAAACUUCAAUCAGAUGGAUCUGAACCAGUCAAGGAACGGCAUACCAAAAGCUCGUAUAAAAACAAUGAAAAUGACCAUUGCUUUUGUCACUUCUUUCAUCAUCUGCUGGACCCCAUACUACCUGAUGGGGAUCUGGUAUUGGUUUGAUCCUGAUCUGGAAUAUAAGUUGCCUGAAGCAAUCAACCACUUUUUAUUUGUGUUUGGAUUACUGAAUCCUUGCCUUGAUCCACUUAUUUACUGGUAUUUUUCUUAG